Molecule: messenger RNA, 558 nt
Organism: Rotaria socialis
Lineage: Eukaryota; Metazoa; Rotifera; Eurotatoria; Philodinida; Philodinidae
Source: the annotation of a GenBank genome assembly
AUGUUUCUAUCAAGAGAUCUAUUGUUAAAAAGUCUAUUGAAUAAUAAUCAUAGUAUUACUAUUCAGCGUACAUUUGCUCUUUCAUCGAUACAUUUUCGAAGACGCAUCAAACAUCCAACAUAUCAAUAUUUUCCAUAUCAAAAAUAUGAUAGUGCUAAUCCAAUUCCACAUAGAGACCGAGUACCUGUUUGGAGUCGACUCCAAUUAACAACAAAAAUGGCUAGUGAACAUAAACCUGGCGGUCAUAAACUUUGGCAUGCAAUGUAUAUGGCUCAUCGUGGCGUACAAAUGCCUGGUUAUUUCGAUCAUCAAACUGCUAAAUUUGUCUAUGUUGAAGAAAUGGAACCAGAAUUAGUUGUACCUGAUCUAACUGACUUUAAAUUAAAACCAUAUGUAUCUUAUGAUGUAACAGAUAUCAAACAAGAUCAAUUUUUAGCACGUGAUUUAUUCAAUGCAACAUAUGCUAAAUCAAUAGUAGAUGAAUUUAAACGUGGUCAAAUCAAACCAAUCGAUGAUAAUAAUGAAGAGAAUACAGAAAAAACUAAUUCUUUGUCUUGA